Messenger RNA from Penicillium brasilianum, 543 nucleotides. The record is from the annotation of a GenBank genome assembly. NCBI's taxonomy places the organism in Eukaryota, Fungi, Ascomycota, Eurotiomycetes, Eurotiales, Aspergillaceae.
ACCACACACAAGGCACUUUAAGCCAUCAUGACACCGAUAUCAUUUGGGGACAACAAUCGUGGAUUCCAGGUUGGACAUAACUGUGGCUCGAUCCACGCUGAAAUUAAUCUACCUCCGGAGCGACUAGAAUCUCUCCCGAACCCUUUAUCAACCGUCCCAUUCGCACGCGAUCCAGAUUUUGUCUGUCGUAACACCCUGCUCCAGUCGAUUUACGAGAAAUGCUCGAUCCCAGGGUCAAGAAUAGCCCUGGUCGGCCUAGGAGGUGUCGGAUCCGAUCAGAGUCACCAGAGAUAUAGGUUCUUUGGGUCCACGCAAGCAAUAAGGCCCGGUUCGAGCAAAGUUUCUGGGACAUCGCAGACCAGCUCAAGAUCCCAAGUCGUCAGGAUCCCAAAGCGAACAUAUUCAAACUGGUCGAAAACUGGCUGCGGGAUGAGAACCGGGGGAAAUAGAUUUGUAUCCUUAAUAAUAUAGAUAAUAACAAGUUCCUUUGCUCGCUUCCGACAGCAGAAAAGGGUGUUUCAAUAACAGAGCCACCAAAUGCCU